AUGAACUUCCAAAACAACGCUGCUGUGGGUUCUAUUGAUGAGUCGAAUCCAGGAUUUGUCAGAGAACAUCAGAAUAUGAAUGCCUAUGUGUAUCAGUAUAGCAGUUUAAGGGAGAGCAUGAUGAAUAGCACUUUUGCUCAAAUGAAUCUGGCUCGUGAAGUAUACGCUCAAGAAAAUCAAUAUCAAGCACUGUGGAAUGCGUUUAUGGUGCUGGCAGGUGAUCAUGACAAUCUCAAUAAUAGGCUCCAACAAGCGCUGAAAGAAAAUGGAGAAUUGAAAGAAGCAAAUUGGAAUUUGUAA
Molecule: messenger RNA, 300 nt
Organism: Caenorhabditis remanei
Lineage: Eukaryota; Metazoa; Nematoda; Chromadorea; Rhabditida; Rhabditidae
Exons: 2
Coding region: 1-300 (99 amino acids)
Source: RefSeq, a predicted model, not a curated record